Coregonus clupeaformis (lake whitefish) is the source of this 1513-nucleotide messenger RNA. RefSeq names its product prostaglandin reductase 2 (gene ptgr2). The record is from RefSeq and is a predicted model, not a curated record. Gene Ontology annotation, molecular function: 15-oxoprostaglandin 13-reductase [NAD(P)+] activity. The coding region runs from base 123 to 1169 and encodes 348 amino acids. Gene Ontology annotation, biological process: prostaglandin metabolic process. The transcript has 9 exons. Lineage: Eukaryota; Metazoa; Chordata; Actinopteri; Salmoniformes; Salmonidae.
ACUUCGUUAAUCUUGUCUGACUGCUUCGCAGCGGUAACAACUUAACUAUUCGCAGCAUAAACACAAUUUAAUGGAUUUAUAAAUGAAAACAACAUUUACUUCUGCCAUUUUGACGAGAGAAUAUGUUGCGCGUGCAAAGAGUGCUGCUUAACUCCCGACCUGGGACUAAUGGAGAGCCAUUCCCUGGUCAUUUCCGCAUGGAAGAGACGACUGUACAACCUGAUUUGAAAGAAGGACAAGUCCUUGUCCGGACCCUCUUCCUGUCUGUUGACCCUUACAUGCGAUGUCGCAUGAACGACGACACAGGUGCUGAGUACCUGGCUCCAUGGGGGCUGUCGGAGUGUGUGGACGGUGGAGGCGUCGGGGUGGUGGAGUCCAGCCGCUACGAUGCCCUCUCUGUGGGUGACAUGGUCACCUCGUUCAACUGGCACUGGCAGACACAUGGUGUGAUGGAUGGAAAGCUCUUACAGAAGGUUGAUCCACAGCUGGUUGAUGGACACAUAUCCUACUUUCUGGGUACAGUUGGCAUGCCUGGCCUCACAGCCCUAUUGGGUGUCAGAGAGAAGGGUCACGUGACCAAAGGAGCCAAUCAGACCAUGGUGGUCAGUGGAGCUGCAGGGGCUUGUGGGUCCAUAGCUGGGCAGAUUGGCCGUGUGGAUGGUUGUACCAGGGUGGUGGGGAUCUGUGGGUCUGAUGAGAAGUGCAGAGCCCUUGUGGAGGACCUGGGGUUUUCUGCAGCAGUCAACUACCGGCAGGGGGACAUAGCCACAGCACUGAAGGAGAGUUGUCCUAAUGGAGUGGAUGUCUACUUUGACAAUGUGGGAGGGCCCAUAAGCGAUGCUGUAAUAGCACAGAUGAACAAUGGUGGUCACGUGAUCCUCUGUGGACAGAUCUCCCAGUACAACAAGGAUGUGCCCUACCCACCGCCCCUCUGUGAUGAGACUCAGGAGGCACUGCAAAGCAAAAACAUCACCAGGGAGCGGUUCAUGGUGCUGAACUACAUGGAGAAACAUGAAGCCGGCAUCAUGCAGCUCAGUCAGUGGGUCAAAGAGGGGCAGAUCAAGGUGUUGGAGACAGUAGUAAAUGGCAUUGAGAAUAUGGGAGUGGCCUUUUGCUCCAUGAUGAAAGGAGGAAACAUUGGUAAACAGAUCAUUAAAAUAUCAGAUUGAUUCAAAUCCCUGGUGGCACCAUCCGAAGCUACUGGAAUCACAAGAAGCCUUUUUUUUAUUACACGUAUUACUUCUUCCUGCCUUUGAUUUCUACACUGACAAGAACUGGAUGGACUGAAUAAAUAUUGUUUGUAGUUACAACACUGUACUGCAUGUUUCUUUACUUGUAACUUUUGUAAAAUACUUAAAACCGAUGAUCCAUGACAAUCUGAUUAUCAACAUGCCAAAUAGCAAAGAAUUCAAGUUUGUGAGAGAUGUUUAAACUGAACAUAGAAAGCGUGGUUCCAUUUUAAUAAACAAUUUAUUUCACAGCACUAUAAACCAUUAAUAAAAUCUAAACUAUC